AUGGGUUUGGAGAUGGACGAAGCCUUCUACCAGGAUCCGGAGCACAGGCCGAAGCCCACCGUCGGCGAGGCCGGGGAAAUCCCGCUGAUCGACCUCUCCCCGUUGGCUGCCGAGAGCGCCGAGGCACAGCAGGCCCUGCCUGGGCUCCUGGACCAGGUGGAGGCCGCCUGCAGGGACUGGGGCUUCCUCCAGGUGGUGAACCAUGGCGUGCCCCUGGAGCUCCUGGAGGGCCUGCAGCUCGCGGCAAGGGAGUUCUUCGCGCUACCGGCCGAGGAGAAGGCCCAGGUGCGGCGGGACGCCAUGAACCCCUGGGGGUACUACGAAGGGGAGCACACGAAGAACGUCCGGGACUGGAAAGAGGUUCUGGACUUCAUGGUGCCCGGCGAGGCGACGGUCCUGGCCGCCAAGGAUCAAGGAGACCGAGGGUCGGAGAUUUGGAGGAACCAGUGGCCGGAGUGCCCUCCCCAGCUGAGGUCCUCCAUCCAGGACUCUGUUGGUGAUCUACAACCUUUAAGGUGUGGCUUUUUCCUUGAAAUACUUGCUGCGUGCUCUGCAGAGAUGCAGGGCAGAGAUACGGUAGGGCGGUGGAGGAGCUGGCCUUCAAGCUACUGGAGCUCAUCUCCCUCACGUUGGGCCUGCCGGCGAAGCGGCUGAACGAAUUCUUCGAAGGCGGGUCGCCAUCGACCUUCAUCCGGCUCAACUACUACCCUCCCUGCCCUGCUCCUCAUCUGGCCCUCGGCGUCGGCCGCCACAAGGACGCCGGAGCCUUGACCGUCCUCGCGCAGGACGACGUGGGUGGGCUCGACGUCAAGAGGAGAUCCGACGGCGAGUGGGUCCGCGUGAAGCCUAUUCCAGGCUCUCUCAUCAUCAAUGUCGGCGACAUCAUUCAGGUACGAGACCCUCCUCUCUCACUUUGUUUCUGUCUGUCUCUGUUCUCUCUCUCUCUCUCCCUCUCUCUCUCUCUCUCUCUCUCUCUCUCUCUCUCUCUCGCAUGCUGUAUCAUGCGAAAGCUCGACAGGUGUGGAGCAACGACAAGUACGAGAGCGCGGAGCACAGGGUGUCGGUGAACUCGGAGAGGGAGAGGUUCUCCAUCCCCUUCUUCUUCAACCCCGACAUGUCCACCAUGAUCGAGGCCUUGGAGGAACUAGUGAGUGAUGGCGCCCCUCGCAAGUACGAGGCCUACAACUGGGGCAUGUUCUUUAAGACCAGGAAGGACAGCAACUUCGGGAAGCUGGCCGCGGAGAACAUCCAGAUACAUCACUUCAAGAAGAACACGCAGUGA
Spirodela intermedia is the source of this 1282-nucleotide messenger RNA. The record is from the annotation of a GenBank genome assembly. Lineage: Eukaryota; Viridiplantae; Streptophyta; Magnoliopsida; Alismatales; Araceae.